Messenger RNA from Hyalella azteca, 1764 nucleotides. Its product is annotated as endochitinase A. Gene Ontology annotation, cellular component: negative cofactor 2 complex; nucleus. The coding region runs from base 116 to 1627 and encodes 503 amino acids. Gene Ontology annotation, molecular function: core promoter sequence-specific DNA binding; protein heterodimerization activity; RNA polymerase II general transcription initiation factor activity. The transcript has 6 exons. Lineage: Eukaryota; Metazoa; Arthropoda; Malacostraca; Amphipoda; Hyalellidae. Gene Ontology annotation, biological process: transcription by RNA polymerase II; positive regulation of transcription by RNA polymerase II; negative regulation of transcription by RNA polymerase II. The record is from RefSeq and is a predicted model, not a curated record.
CAUCAUGUCUUUUUCAUUUUACAGUCAUAUAUUCUUGUUAGUUAGCAAGUUAGCAUUUAUGUUCAUCCCCAGGAUUUGAGAGAGAAAAUAUCAUUAAGUUGUGCAAAUUCUCACAAUGCCCAGCAAGAAGAAAUACAACUCGAGAUUUCCACCUGCACGCAUCAAGAAGAUUAUGCAAAUGGAUGAGGAAGUGGGAAAGGUUGCCGCCCCUGUUCCGGUCAUCAUCUCUCGGGUUCUAGAGCUUUUUGUUGAAGAGUUCCUGAAGAAAGCAAAUGACAUGGCCUCCACCACCCAAGUCAGAACCCUUGGGUGCUCCCACCUCUACCACGCUGCGAAUAACAUCCCUCGCCUUCAUUUCCUGCUGGAUUUGGUACGUCAGCACAACAACGGUGAAGCAAUGCCUGUUGGACUUCUGCCAGGCCCUGAAGACGAUGCUGCUACUGUAGAUGCUGCUGCUGAGUCACAAGGUCGGCUAAGGGUUCGGGGUCGUCCCUUCAAACGCUCUGCCUCCGCCUCCGGCUUUCCUCUCAACAGUUCCCUCUCGCCGCCCACAAAGAGAGGACGAGGACGCCCAAGAAAAGAAGUCCUGAGAGAGUUUGCAAUGCGUGCUGCCAUGGCACGGCCCCCAACAAAUAUCUGUUUUCCUUCUUGUCCUGGACCCUCUACGCCAUCUCUGUCUGCCGCCGAGCCUACCAGCCCGGCAAUGUCUUCAUCAAGCUGCAAGCUUGGCUCUCCAGCGUCUACUCCAGGCACUCCUACUGGACUCUUCUGCUCAAAAAUUCCGGGAUCUCUAUUAGGCACAGGCUCUCCUUCAAUAACAAAUAAGGAUCCUUUUUCAACCCACGCUUCCGUUCCUGUAACUGCAUCAUUUUCAACUCCAGGUACCUCACCUGUUCCUGGGGGGAUACCGAUAUCGACUUUCAUCACUCCUCCAGUUGACGUGGCCAUGCCUUCAUGUUCAAAUUAUGCCUCCAUUUCCCCACGUGAGUCGUACAAAGCCAUCUCCAGCCCAAGCCCCUUGUCUGGAAUUAAAAUAGAGUUCGGGGGAUCCUCAAUCCUGCCUACCCCCUCUUCCCUAACGGGAGUCACGGUUUCUUUUGGCUCUUUGCUGACGUCCCCUGGCACAAGCCCCAACGUCUGUAUGUCUGAACCUACCGAGACCAAGAUGGCGUCUUCAUUAACUGGUACCAGCGUACCAAUAAGUAACUUAACAUCAACCUCAUUGGUUACCAAAGAAGUCAAGAAAAACAAGAAAAAAGGUGCAAGUAACGAAAACUCUGCAAAGAGUGGAAGCAAGAGCGCUGCUGCCUCGGAUAUAUCGCUGCAAAAUCCACUUCUGGGCAAAAUCAAAAUAGAAAUGCCAGUCUUCCAAAGCAAGCCGAUGGACGUUUCGCGUUCCAUCUCCUCUCUUAGCACUCAAUGUGGAGUCAAUGUCCCGCCUGUCACUUCUGUGUCCGAGCUUAGCAAAUCCAACUCUGUCAACGCGAAGAAAGAAAAGGCGCAAAAUAACGGACGCGUGCCCGUUAUUAAAGCGGUGCCUGGUUCGUCAUACUCAUACCUACAGUGCUCGAAUGUCUUCUCGGCCGUCAAAGCCGAGAACAAUUCUGAUGAGGAUUAUGAUGAUUAGUACAACUUAUCUUAGGGGAUAAUUUUACGACUCGUGCUUGCCAAAAAAAUGGAUUUUCAUUUAUGUCUUUAGUUUUAUUGCCCUUUUUGGGAUAAGAUUUUGUAACUAAAUCUAGCUAAAUAGAUUUUCUUUUAUGA